Messenger RNA from Paramormyrops kingsleyae, 5792 nucleotides. It is a transcript of the gene june, whose product is annotated as JunE proto-oncogene, AP-1 transcription factor subunit. Gene Ontology annotation, cellular component: transcription regulator complex. The record is from RefSeq and is a predicted model, not a curated record. Gene Ontology annotation, biological process: regulation of transcription by RNA polymerase II; regulation of cell population proliferation; regulation of cell cycle. Gene Ontology annotation, molecular function: transcription factor binding; RNA polymerase II cis-regulatory region sequence-specific DNA binding; DNA-binding transcription factor activity, RNA polymerase II-specific. Lineage: Eukaryota; Metazoa; Chordata; Actinopteri; Osteoglossiformes; Mormyridae.
UUCUGCGAAUCUAAGGCAGCUUUUAUCUUGUUUCAUUAGUAGUCACCACUGACUGUACUGCUGAAAGCUGGAACCCUGCGCCAUGGACUGGGUUACAAACAUCUUUAUAAGGUAUUUUCUAGGUUUUUUUCUAUUAAUUGAAUCUUAAUCUCACAUACUGUAUUACACUGCUGCCCACGUGCGCAUUUAGUGGAUACUAUACACUAAACUAUACUAUAACGUAAGUCAUAAAAAUUAAAGUCACUGUAUGAAAAUCAAAUAUUUUACACCUGUACACAAGUCUUGAUUUGCUCCGGGUUCGCUGAGGUUCCGUUUGCACUGACAGGUUGCAGUGGAAGGUAUUUGUUAUCCCACAUGUCGUGGUACUGCCUCUAGCAUUACUGCUAAUUAUAGUCUGCUGCCUCUGUCCCAGGCCAAUUUCCAUUUCCCCAUAUCUAUUCCCUAUAAACCAGAGGUCUCCUCUUUAAAUCCUGCACCACUGUCGAUGACCACUGGCCUGGGUCUUCACAAUCUGACUGGCUCCUUACUUCAUUUGUUAUAUAAGCUAUUAUAUUUGCUUUGUAUUAACCGAUUAAUAAUCCCUUGACAAAUGAACCAGUGUGUUAUUCAAGAAUGAGUCUGAUAAAGUUUGCAUGGAUAAUUCAGUCGACAAGAGACUAUAAGACAACAUGCCACAGACAUGGCGUAUAGCACUGACCCCCGUUCUUAUCUCUUUUUGAGUUGUCAGUUCGGACUCAGGGCAGUCGGAGGAGCAGGGAUACCCAGGCAGAUCCACAGGGGCCAAAACAUUAUAGGGGCCCGGAAAUAGAAGUUCAGGGGCCCGGCUGGCGAUAUCUACCGAGAAGGACAUCCACAGGGAGCCCAGAAUUUCUGGCUAUGUCCCUUAAGUACAUUAAGCAGAAUAUUGCUGAAAACAUCACUAUGACCGAAGGUUACAAACACUGUCAGUGCUGAGCGUGUUGGCAUGUCGGAAAUGUUUCCUUUAAAAAGAAAAUUCACGUAAAUCUAAAUCAGUAAAAAUACAAAUCGCAAUGAUUACAUUUUGGUGAACUAGAUCAAACUAAAUAGUGCUAAAAAAAGAUUUUUUUCCGUUUAUGUUUUGCAUGUUUCCAAUACGUUUAAGUUAUUGUUUUAUAUUUUUCUAUGUCCUUCCUGGGAUUGCCGGCAGGAUCACGAUGAUCUUUUACUGCGUAAAUCGCACAGAAGACAGAGUAAAAGUAAGUUUCUAGAUACGCCUCGGCGACUCAUGACAUCGCAUGAUGGCACUGUGUCCCCAGCUAAACGGCGCCGUGUGUCAGCCUGUCCUGGAAAUGGACUCUUUACAAUAACAGGUGUCAGCAUAAUACACGCUGGAAGGUGUGUGGCCGCUGGAAGGAGACGUCUUAAGGCAGGUUUCGCCGCGAAGUGUCAGCAGAUGUAUGACCGCCGGUAGAGGAACUAGGGGAAGUAAAGGGGCGGGUGUUAUUAGUAAGCGGAGCAACAGAAAGCCCCGCAGCCCCGGCAGCAGCAGACAGCAGCGCGGCGAAGCAGGGGAGCGGACGGCUCUGGCUUAAGCACCCGAAACAGCGAAAAGAUCGCCAAUCCGACCGUUUCAACGUCCCUUUAGACUUCGCAUCCCUUCGGUAAACUCAUAUUCGUGUGAUUUGGAUUAGGAGAAUAUUCGGGAAAUUAGUCUUAAAAAGGAUGGGUAUUAUUAGAAGCCCUAACACGGCUGUGUAGUCAGGGAAUUACAGGACCUUUCACAUGAAGAACAUCCUGAAGACCAAGAAGUGAAGACCAAGUACCAUCUGCUUCAGCAGAAAACUGCCUGCGUGCCGUCGGAGUUUAAUGGUAACGUACUGAACUCUCCUGGAAUCUCAUCGUCUGGAUCCCUAAAAUGCCUUUGUAAUGACAAACCUAUUUCUAUAUAUGUCAGUCUUGUAAGGGAGAUUACACUGCCAAUGACAAAUAAGAUGGAAACUGCUUUUUACCAUGAUGACAAUCCAAGCAUGCCAAAUUUUGGACAGGUGUCAGAUUUUGAAGGGUACCAAAGCCAGAAGAUGAUGGGAAAAAAGAAUAUGAUUGCUCAGAAUUUUCCUGAUAUGCUAGGAAGCACGUCUGAACUGAAACUCAUGCAGGGUCUGCCAGUAAACAGCAGUAACCUCAAUGCUAACAGCACAGGAAUUAAUAACACAAGCAGCUCGAUAAUGGCUGCUUCUGACAUGAACCUCCUGAAAUUGCAAUCCCCAGAUUUAGAGCAGCUGAUGAUCCAGUCCAACCAAGGGCUGAUUACAGCCAAUCCAGGCCCCAACUGCGCAGGAAACACCUUUCUCUACAGGAACCAAGUCACCAAUGAACAAGAUGGCUUUACAGAUGGAUUUGACCGGGCUUUGGCUGAUCUAAAUAAGCAGAAUCAGCUUGUUGGGGCGUCCAUUUCUCCAUCCUCUGCCAUUCAGGGCUCCUACCACAGAAACAUAAUGUCCACAGGUGAAUUGCUGACAUACACUAAUAUGAACAGCUACAGUCCCACCCAGAUCACAGGUUCUGCAUCGUAUCUUGGUAGCCAGCUGCCGUUCGCAACUGCCGGUCACUGCUCAGGUCACAGUGGACAAGGCCAAGGGUCCCACUCCCAGAGACGGGGCAUGGAUGCAGUGCAAAUAGUUCCUGAGAUGCCCCACCCACUGGUGGAAUCUACCAGCUCCCCAAAAUCGCUUUCGCCCAUAGACAUGGAGUCCCAGGAGCGGAUCAAGGCAGAGAGAAAGAGGAUCCGCAAUCGCAUAGCAGCCUCCAAAUGCCGGAAGCGCAAACUGGAAAGGAUCUCGCGCCUUGAAGAGAGAGUGAAGGCACUUAAGACCCAGAACUUUGACCUGGCGUCCGCCGCCAGUGUUCUGAGGGACCAGGUGGCACAGCUGAAAGAGAAAGUCACGAGUCACGUCAACAGUGGAUGCCAGAUCGUGGUGGCUAAGCGAGGAGGGACCUGAGCCCUUUGAAUAACAGCAUGGUGAAUGUACUACAUAACUAAUGAUUCUGAGUGUCUGGGAAGAGGCCUGCCUUGCCUGGCCUGCCUUGCCUGGCACAUGCCUGAGGAGCGGAGUGUGUCACACAUAAUUUUUUAGGUGCUUUGGGCAGAUACUGUCUCUCCACCACAGACAGUAACAAAAGGGAAAACAUCCACUGCAGAUUUUAAAAGUGAAACUGACACUGGAACAUGGGCAGAACGACACAAAGAUUCCAGGCAAAAGGAAUCUCUGCACUCUGGACACUAACAACGCCCCAGAACGGAACGUACUGGAAAACUGCUUGGCUUCCUGGGAAUUUUACUUCUGUCAGUACUUGUCUGAUCUUGAGUAGUCAGAAGAAGGAGGAAAAUUAGAGGAAAAUGGUGAAGGUUUAAUAAGUCUUGAUAAGUUAUAAGUAUGUAUACUUCAAGGCUUUACUUGAAUAUUAAAACAGAUUUUUAAAACUGCGCAGACUUUUAGCACCUGACUUUGUGACAAUUGGUGUUGUAGGUCCAAUGUAUUAUGAACAUUCAGUGUCCCAAAUGUGCUGCAGUCUUCAAGUGUGACAUGUUUUAAAUUUAAGUAAAGAGUUGCUAGAUUUACAGAGUAAACGACCUUAGCUGAGUGAUGUGACUAAGGGCACAGGGGGGCCGUUUCCCAAAAGCAUCUCACUAUGAAUUCCACUGAACUCCAGUGAAGUCACAGUCAGCAGACAUCUUGUGAAAUGGGAAAUGCAACCCACUUGCUGGACUGAGUCACAUCUCUUUCUGAAAUGUUCUAUUUGUUUGCUGUCUCUUUGGAGCGGAUUAUGCAUGUGUGUGUCUGAUUAUAUCAGGCUUAUAUAUUUACUACAUAUCAGUGUCUAAUUUAAAUAACGUCUCUUAAUGAUGAAUCAUGUACGUAUAUGUACAGUGCAAAAGUACAUAUACAUUUAUCAGAUCAAUUAGAAAUGCACUGAUUUUUUUCUAGGAAAAUACAGACUUAAUAUGAUAUUCAAUAGUUUCAGUAAAUCUUUAAAUUAUGUAUUAAUAUAUAUAUUUCUCUUGAACUGCAUAAGGUAUUAAUUUUGAAUGAAAUACGUUUUCCCCAAAUGGUUCCUAAUGACUCUAAAGACAGUGUUUUGAAGCUGUGCUGACUCAAGCCACACGUUAUGGAAGAGUAUAGUUCAAAGUAACAGUUUUCAGUGCUAGACAGACAGGUGCAACUCAAAUAGUUCAGACAAGGCCCGGUUUCCCGGAACCUUCUUAACGUCAUUUCUGAGUUCUAUGUUAAAAGAUAGAACUUACGAACGACGUAGCAUUAAGAUGGUUUUAAGAAACUGGGCCCAGGUGGUUACUUAUAAUUGUGGACUGAGUUUUUAUUCAAAAUUAUAUUUUAUAGCAGUUUAAGCAAAACUUCAUGUUUGUGUUGUCUGUGCAAAAUACAUAUUUAAUGUAUUUUUCAAUAUUUGUUUAAAGCAUUGCACUGUUUUUUUUUUUUUUUUUUUUUACAAAAAAAUGUCAAACACAGCAUGAGAGAAUUUUGCCCCCGUGUUUAUCUGCAUCCGUUGCAACAGUAUAUUGAUCUAUGAAAUACAAGAAGCAUUUUAUUAUUGUUCCUGUUAAUGGUCAAGGGGGCUGAUGUUUUCAUUUAUAUUGUUUGAGUUUAUCUGUAAUUUACAUUUGUAAAUUCAUGAUUGUGUGAUAUUAUAAAAAAUGUGACCAUUAAGGCUACAUUUUCAUCCAUCCAUCCAUCCAUCUAUUCCUCCUGCUGUUUAUCAUGUACAGGAUCAGUGGGGGGGGGGGCAUCACAGACACUAGAUAGGGAAAUACCUCAGAGCUCACACACACACGCACAGACACCAACACAUACCCCAACCCUGAAAGUAUGGUCAUUUUUUUGUUUAAAACCUUAAUCUACCUACAAACGAUAGAUACCCUUUUCACCCUGUAACCUUGUACUGAAUAAGCGGUUAUGGAAGAUGGAUGAACGGAUGGGAUUCUCUCUAGUGUCUGUUUACCUGUUAUAAGUACUAUUUAAAUAUAUUUUAACACAAUGUAAAUAAUGCUGCUUAGCCGUAACUACAGUGAAGAAUUUCCAGGUGUAUUUCAUUUUCUGUUUAUGAAUUACAAGCUUUCGAACAGCUAAGGUAGGCUGUAGGGAAAUCAUUUCAGAGAGGACUUGGUCCCGGUGGUGCUAACUAUAAUGGUAAAAUCAGAUUCUGCUGUGUGUUAGGGUUACAAAUGCACAGGGCUUCACAUCAGCUGGGUUGGGGGUUCGAAUUUGUCCUGGCUUUUCAGCUAGAAUGUGCAUGCUCCUGGAAUUCAAGUGAAAUGGUGACUACAAGCGGCCCAACAAUCAACAAAUCAGGAUGAAACUGGAAAGGCGAUUGUUCAUUGUUGGCUGUGCCCUGGUCACUGACCAUGGACUUGUACACAGAGACACAGACUUUUUGUCUUUUCUCCUCUGAGAAACGGGUUUCCCCAAUACCACUUCUUGCUUUACUGUAAUUUGUGACUGAAUGGCAAUCAUUUGGCAUUCAACCUUGUUAAAAAGUUACUUUGAGGAAUUUCCUCCAGACCAACAGCAUUUUCGUCCACAGUGGUGUGAUGACCUCAUAUGACCAAUGGUAGUUAAAGAUCAAUGCUGAACUCCCCGACCUUUCGAAAUCUUCCUUACAAAAGAGUCGUCAUAGAUGACGGGGAAUAUUGUUUAGAAUCCAUUUUAGUUUUGUAUUCCUUGUUCAUCACUGUACUCUAUAAGAUUAUGUAAAAGUUAUUUGGAACGGGAGUUACGUUUAAUAAUAUCUAUCAAUAUUAAAAAUUCCUUAUGGUA